Schistocerca cancellata (South American locust) is the source of this 426-nucleotide messenger RNA. Its product is annotated as piggyBac transposable element-derived protein 3-like. The record is from RefSeq and is a predicted model, not a curated record. Bases 1 to 426 code for a protein of 141 amino acids. The transcript has a single exon. NCBI's taxonomy places the organism in Eukaryota, Metazoa, Arthropoda, Insecta, Orthoptera, Acrididae.
AUGGGAGGUGUUGACCACCAUGACUGGUUAGUUGGAAAAUAUGCGACGAUAAUUAGAGGGAAAAAAUGGUACUGGGGCCUAUUUACACAUUUGUUGGAAAUGGCCCUUGUAAAUGCCUGGCUCUUCUACAGACUAGUACAUCGGAAAAAUGCACUGGAUUUAGUGGAUUUCAGACAUGCUGUUACAGUUACAUACCUGAAAUUGGACAUUGGAAGUCCAAAUAUUGGACGUCCAAUGGAGUACUCAUCAAGUCAGUUGAGAGUGAUACCAGACAUCAGGUUUGAUGGAAUUGGUCAUAUGAUUGUCAAAAGAAGUACGCAAAAAAGAUGUGUGAGAGCUAAAUGCAAUGGGAAACCAAAAACAUAUUGUGUUAAAUGCCGUGUAACACCGUGUAUGAAGUGUUUUGUACCAUUUCACAAGAAAUAA